GGGCACUGGACACAAUGAACUUUGAGGUGAUCAAAGGCCAGCCCAUCCGCAUGAUGUGGUCCCAGCGGGACCCAGGACUUCGCAAGUCAGGUGUGGGCAACAUCUUCAUCAAGAACCUAGAGGACUCCAUCGACAACAAGGCUUUAUAUGAUACCUUCUCCACCUUUGGGAACAUCCUCUCUUGCAAGGUGGCGUGUGACGAGCAUGGCUCCCGAGGCUUCGGCUUUGUUCAUUUUGAGACCCACGAAGCGGCACAGAACGCCAUCAGCACCAUGAAUGGGAUGCUGCUGAAUGACCGCAAAGUUUUUGUUGGCCAGUUCAAGUCCCGACGGGAGCGGGAGGCGGAGCUGGGGGCGCGGGCCAUGGAGUUCACGAACAUCUACGUGAAGAACCUCCAAGCGGAUGUCGAUGAGCACGGCCUGCAGGAGCUCUUCUCCCAGUUUGGAAAGAUGCUGAGUGUGAAGGUGAUGAGGGACAACAGUGGCCACUCCCGGGGCUUUGGCUUUGUCAACUUUGAGAAGCAUGAGGAAGCCCAGAAGGCUGUGGUCCACAUGAACGGGAAGGACGUGAGCGGGCAGCUGCUGUACGUGGGCCGGGCCCAGAAGCGGGUGGAGCGGCAGAACGAGCUGAAGCGCAGGUUCGAGCAGAUGAAGCAGGACCGGCUGAACCGUUACCAGGGCGUGAACCUGUAUGUGAAGAACCUGGAUGACACCAUCGACGAUGAGAAACUGAGGAAAGAGUUCUCUCCCUAUGGAGUGAUUACCAGUGCGAAGGUGAUGACAGAGGGUGGCCACAGCAAGGGGUUUGGCUUUGUGUGUUUUUCCUCCCCAGAAGAGGCGACAAAGGCCGUGACAGAGAUGAACGGGCGUAUUGUGGGCACCAAGCCACUAUACGUGGCGCUGGCCCAGCGCAAAGAGGAGCGGAAGGCCAUCUUGACCAACCAGUACAUGCAGCGCCUAUCCACCAUGCAGGCCCUGGGCAGCCCCUUCUUGGGAUCCUUCCAGCAGCCCGCCAGCUACUUCCUGCCCGCCGUGCCCCAGCCUCCAGCGCAGGCUACGUACUACGGUUCCAGCCCUGUGCCACCCGCCCAGCCUGCCCCCAGGUGGACGGCCCAGCCACCUAGACCUUCAUCGUCACAAGCUGCCUACCCUCCAGCUGCCUCCAUGGUCCGGCCACUAGGCAUUCCUCGGCGUCCCCCGGGCCACAUCAGCAGUGUCAGGCAGGCCUCCACCCAGGUGCCACGCCCAGUGCCCCACACCCAAAGAGUGGCCAAUAUUGGUACCCAGACCACCGGACCCAGUGGGGCAGGAUGCUUUACACCAGGGCGGCCUCCCCCUCCAUACAAAUGUUCUUCAGCAACACACCACACCUCUCGGGUCCAGGAGCCCGCGGUGCACGUCCCCGGACAGGAGCCCCUGACUGCGUCCAUGCUGGCUGCCGCGUCCCCACAAGAGCAAAAGCAGAUGAUUGGGGAGCGUCUCUACCGCCUUAUCCAUGGCAUCCACACACAGCUGGCCGGCAAGAUCACGGGCAUGUUGCUGGAGAUUGACAACUCGGAGCUGUUGCUCAUGCUGGAGUCCCCAGAGUCCCUCCAUGCCAAGGUGGAGGAGGCAGUGGCUGUGCUGCAGGCACACCAGGCCUUGGAGCCCAUGCACUGAAAACAGGUAGGUAGGAGGGUGGGCGUGGGGGGGUUGGUGAGAGCAGCAGCUGAGCCCAGGAGAAGCUGUAAAGAACUGGGCAGGAACUGGCUGCCACAAACGGAGAACCAUGCUGUGUCACUGGCUUUCUCUGAAGAGCCAAGGAGUUUGGGGAGAGCCGUGAGAAUCAAAGGAGAUGGCUAGCUGUGUGACUGGAGGGGGCGUUGGGGACGAUGCAGAGUGCAGGAGGUGCUCUCUUGCCAGCCACCCUGCCCGGCUGGGCUUUCCCUGGGCACUGCCGGCUCCACUCGCCUGCCAGGAGGUCUGGCCUGGGCUACUCCACCUUCUUCGUCUGCCGUACUCUAGAAACAUUCAUUUUUACCUUUUCGUUCCCAGAAAACGGAGUCCUCACAUCCACAGCUGCCAAAGGAACAGCGUUUCCUGUUCGCAGCUCCCAGGCCCUUGUGAGCUGUAACUUAAUUCCCAAAUGGUCCGUCUGUACUUGAGCUCUGUAUGUGGAAUGAAGGUUGGUCACCCAGCCAGCCUAUGACUUUUGCUUUGUGUAUUAAAAGUGCUGCAAAAUCUG
This is a messenger RNA of Lemur catta (Ring-tailed lemur), 2223 nucleotides long. RefSeq names its product poly(A) binding protein cytoplasmic 1 like (gene PABPC1L). The transcript is spliced from 13 exons. The record is from RefSeq and is a predicted model, not a curated record. Gene Ontology annotation, molecular function: poly(A) binding; poly(U) RNA binding; mRNA 3'-UTR binding. Gene Ontology annotation, cellular component: ribonucleoprotein complex; cytosol; cytoplasmic stress granule. Lineage: Eukaryota; Metazoa; Chordata; Mammalia; Primates; Lemuridae. Bases 15 to 1658 code for a protein of 547 amino acids.